AUGGAUGUCAAGACCUACAUCUCAGACUCACUCCUUCAACUUACUGGAGUUUCAGAUCCUACCGUUGUCGAUUUUGUUCUUGCUACCGCGUCAAAGGCCAAAUCGCCGGACUCACUACGUGAGCAGCUUGGGGUCUUUUUAGAUGGCGGAAAUGGAGAUAUACAACCGUUCUGUUCACAGCUAUGGAAUCGGGUAAAUCCAUCGAGGCGCGAUGGCAAGUCGACAAAGGACACACCAAGUCACCAACAGUCGAAGAAGAAAUAUCGAUUGAUUGAAAUGGAGGACGAAACAACCGACCAUGACCUCAACGUUAGCAAACCCCGAUCGAAAGAGUCUGGGUCGUCACGGUCUCGAUCCACACCAAAAAGUAGAAGUGAUGGAGGUAGUGAACAUAAGAAGAGGGAGAGCCACGCUGAUGGACGGGAGUAUAAUCGACCAAGAAAACUUCGGCGCAUAGACGAGCAAGAUUUCGCCAGUCGCUGGGGGGAUGAGGAACCACUUUCGGGCGAGGACGAAGCUGAAGAGCAACUCAUGCCUCCUCCACAAACUUCACGGGAUAACAUCAGCACUUCUCAUGCUGCUGAGUCGGACGAACAGUCCGAAGAAGACCCCGAAAAAGCUAGGGAACGUGACAGGAAAGAAAGAGACGAAUUCGCAAAACGGUUAAACUCGAAGGACGAUAAACGAUCCAAGAAGCUUGUUGAAGACAGGUCGUCCAAAAAGGAUGGCGGUAUGGCUGCGCGAAGGGCGCUUGCGGAGGAUUCGGCCGCCAGAGCCGCCGCGAUGCCAGAUCUUCGACUACGCUCUCGACAGGAUUAUUUAAAGAAGCGAGAGGCCGAGCGUCUAGCUUUGUUACGCAAACAAGUUGCAGAAGAAACAGCGGAACUUCGCGAAAACCCUGAUCUAACACGACAGGAGAAAGAAGAGUUUGCGAAGAACAGGGAAGUAUUGAGACUUGCAGAAGAACGUUUGCAAAUUGAUGACCAUCGGGAUGGCUAUUUCCUUCCAGAGGACUAUAUAACGGAGAAAGGGAAAAUAGAUCGGAAACGAAAAGGAGAAGCACUCUAUAAACGAUAUGUCGACCGUGAUGAGCAUGGCAAGGAGCGUUUUGUUACCGAGCAUGAGGAAUGGGAGCUUGAACAGACGGCAAAGGCUAAAGCGCAGGUUCAAAGGGCAGAAUUUGUUGAUGAAGGAGACUACGAAUAUGUUUUUGACGAUGCACAAAAAGUGAAUUUUAUUAUGGACUCAAAAUUGGCUGGUGACCGUAAGCCCAUGACAAAGGAUCAGAUGCUUUUGCACAAACAAAUCGAUGCGGCCGAGCAGAAGGCAAAGUCAAUUGAAGAAACCCGGAAAAGCCUACCGAUUUAUCAGUUUCGAGAGCAAAUCCUAGAUGCAGUGGCUAAUCAUCAGGUUCUAAUCAUCGUUGGUGAGACUGGUAGCGGAAAAACAACCCAAAUUCCACAAUAUUUACAUGAAGCAGGGUAUACAAAGGGUGGUUUAAAAGUUGGUUGUACCCAACCACGUCGAGUUGCUGCCAUGAGUGUCGCUGCGCGUGUUGCUGAAGAAAUGGGAGUUAAACUUGGAGAUGAAGUAGGAUACUCGAUCCGAUUUGAGGAUACUACCUCUGACAAAACAGUGCUGAAGUACAUGACUGAUGGUCGUUUAUUACGUGAAUUGCUUAUGGAACCAGACCUGGCUUCAUAUUCUGCCCUAAUGAUUGAUGAAGCUCACGAGCGUACUGUCCCAACUGAUAUUGCUUGUGGCCUGCUGAAAGACAUUGCAAAAGCUCGACCAGAUUUGAAGCUCCUUAUCUCAUCCGCUACAAUGGAUGCACAAAAGUUCCAGAAAUAUUUUGACGAUGCCCCGAUCUUUAAUAUUCCUGGCCGCAGAUACCCCGUCGAUAUACAUUAUACAUCUCAACCAGAGGCCAAUUACCUAGCAGCCGCAAUCACUACCGUCUUCCAAAUCCACAUCUCCCAGGGCCCAGGGGAUAUAUUAGUUUUUUUGACAGGUCAAGAAGAGAUCGAGUCAGCGGAACAAAAUCUCCUAGAAACAGCCAGGAAACUCGGAAAUAAGAUCAAAGAGCUAGUAGUUUGUCCUAUUUAUGCAAAUCUACCGUCUGAGCUUCAGACAAAGAUAUUCGAGCCUACACCACCUGGCGCCAGAAAAGUUGUACUCGCUACAAAUAUUGCUGAAACAAGUUUAACAAUUGAUGGCAUUGUAUACGUUAUUGAUCCAGGGUUUGUGAAGGAGAGUGUCUUUAAUCCUCGCACUGGCAUGGAAAGUCUUGUUGUCACCCCCUGUUCGAGGGCAUCUGCAGGUCAACGAGCCGGUCGAGCCGGUCGUGUUGGCCCCGGAAAAUGUUUCCGCCUGUAUACCAAAUGGGCGUAUUAUAACGAACUUGAACAGAACACCACCCCAGAGAUCCAGCGCACAAAUCUCAGUGGUGUAGUGCUCAUGUUGACUUCUCUAGGGAUCACCGACCUCCUUGAUUUUGAUUUUAUGGACCCGCCUCCGGCUGAAACAUUGAUUCGUGCCCUUGAGCAACUCUACGCACUAGGUGCAUUGAACGACCAUGGAGAGCUUACAAAAGUUGGCCGCCAGAUGGCAGAAUUCCCGACUGACCCAAUGCUCUCAAAAUCUAUACUUGCAGCAGAUAAAUACGGCUGCGUUGAAGAAAUUCUAUCCAUCAUUGCCAUGUUGGGUGAGGCUAGUGCCUUGUUCUACCGGCCUAAAGAUAAGAAGAUCCACGCAGAUAGUGCUCGUGCUCGGUUCACUGUCAAAGACGGGGGUGACCACCUAACUCUACUCAACAUAUGGAAUCAAUGGGUCGAUUCGGACUUCAGCUACGUCUGGGCAAGAGAAAACUUUCUUCAGCAGAGAAGCUUAACGCGCGCCCGCGACGUCAGAGAUCAGCUUGCCAAAUUGUGUGAUCGCGUCGAAGUAACUCUCAGCAGCGCAGGAGCAAGCAACCUACCAGUAAUACAAAAAGCAGUGACGGCAGGCUUCUUCCCCAAUGCUGCAAGGCUUCAACGUGGAGGAGACAGCUAUCGAACUGUCAAGAACGGCCAAACCGUUUACCUCCAUCCGUCAAGCACGCUGUUUGGUGUAGAUCCUAAAUGGGUUAUCUACUUUGAGCUCGUAUUGACUAGCAAAGAGUUCAUGCGCAGCAACAUGCCACUGCAACCAGAAUGGCUAACGGAGGUUGCCCCCCAUUACCACAAGAAGAAAGAUCUUGAGACGCUUGGUUUGGGUAAACCGAAGGGGGCAAAUGCUGCAGAUAAAGCCAAGCCAUAG
Messenger RNA from Microsporum canis CBS 113480, 3297 nucleotides. RefSeq names its product ATP-dependent RNA helicase DHX8. Gene Ontology annotation, molecular function: RNA binding; ATP binding. The record is from RefSeq and is a predicted model, not a curated record. Bases 1 to 3297 code for a protein of 1098 amino acids. Gene Ontology annotation, biological process: mRNA processing. NCBI's taxonomy places the organism in Eukaryota, Fungi, Ascomycota, Eurotiomycetes, Onygenales, Arthrodermataceae. Gene Ontology annotation, cellular component: intracellular anatomical structure; catalytic step 2 spliceosome. The transcript has a single exon.